Messenger RNA from Thyridium curvatum, 1233 nucleotides. RefSeq lists its product as uncharacterized. The record is from RefSeq and is a predicted model, not a curated record. Gene Ontology annotation, cellular component: cytoplasm. NCBI's taxonomy places the organism in Eukaryota, Fungi, Ascomycota, Sordariomycetes, Thyridiales, Thyridiaceae. Gene Ontology annotation, molecular function: S-adenosylmethionine-dependent methyltransferase activity; tRNA methyltransferase activity. The transcript has a single exon. Bases 1 to 1233 code for a protein of 410 amino acids. Gene Ontology annotation, biological process: wybutosine biosynthetic process; tRNA methylation.
AUGCAGCCUGACCGCGGGUCGCAUCGAUCGACCUCGAAGAAACAGCUCAACCCAAUCUCAACGGCAAUAUCAGAUUGGGCGCAGCGUCUCAGCGGAUAUGCGAGCGAGGAAUUAGAUCAUGAUCUGAACCCUCUUGACGUAGCUGGACUGGUCAGCUCGGGACCAAAGAGAUGGGUUCUCUAUGAACCUAUGGUGCUGCUGCCCAGCGGCAGCUUCACUUCCUCACAGUGGAAAUCAGUAUUCGCCAAGCUCGGCGAGGUCCAGAGGACCGCGCUCUACAGAGAGAUCCUGAGCAAUGUAUCGCUCAAGACCCAAGAACGUGUGACCCACCUCGCUGUCAACGAAGGCAUUCCACUUCACGUCGAGUCCGACACAAAGACUCAGGACCAGGAAGUGGAAAACAUCCUGCGAAGUCCCAGUGGGCUCCGAAUGCUCUACGGAGAUUUUGGGCCUACCAAACCAGAUGCGCCACUUGACGAGGCGUUCUGGGUGUCCACGAAACAAAAUGGCAUAUAUCAGACUUGGGCCCCUCGAUGGACCAUGUUCAGCCGAGGAAAUAUCAAGGAGAAGGCGCGCCUGCUCUCCUUCCACAGCCCGGAUGAAUCACACGCAGAAGAAGUCAUCACCGCACGCCGGACUCGCACCAAGUUCAUGCUGAAGGAUAAGUGGGCUGUCGACCUUUAUGCAGGCAUCGGAUAUUUUGUCUUUUCAUACGCUAGACUUGGCAUGAGAGUUCUUUGUUGGGAACUCAAUGCGUACAGCGUUGAAGGCUUAAGAAGAGGUGCUCUGAAAAACGGUUGGACCGUCCGUGUCGUAUCGGGAGAAGCUCUCGAACUCCCCACUGCAGAACUGAUUUCCGGUGGAGAACGCAUUGUGGUCUUCUUGGAAAGCAAUGCCAGGGCACUCGGUCGAGUCCAAGAGCUGAGAGAGACUCAUACCUACUUCGAGGCGCUCCAUGUCAACUGUGGCUUCCUGCCCUCAAGCGAGCCCAUAUGGCAGCCAUCGCUAGAAAUCGUGGGUGACGGAUGGCUUCACCUGCAUGAGAACGUCGGAGUUCGUGACAUAGAAAACCGCCGCAAGGCGAUCCACGAGCAGUUGACUCAGUGGACCGGGGCUGAUGAGCGCGAUAGACGCUGGGUCGACGUUGAACAUGUCGAGCUGGUCAAAACAUUUGCCCCAGACGUGUGGCAUUGCGUCUUUGACGUAUAUGUUGCAAGGUCUAGAAUAAAUUAA